AUGCUGAUUAAAUUUGGUCUGUCCUUCGCCGCGAUCUGUUUGUGCGUAGCGUUCGCCAUGCCGCCCUGCCGAUGUCCGCUAGCUGGUCGUCCGGUGUGCGGCUCCAACGGACAGACAUACACGAACAUGUGCUUCCUGAUGUGCGCGGGCCUACGCAAUCCUAACGUGACGCUGGCCAGCAGGGGGCCCUGCGAGCCCACCACUACCUCAGAUCCGACCACAGCCCAUCUCCUUGGUACCGAAGAUACCACCCAAGUGGCCAGGGUGCGCACCGACAGCUCUUUGGCGUCC
Molecule: messenger RNA, 291 nt
Organism: Iphiclides podalirius (scarce swallowtail)
Lineage: Eukaryota; Metazoa; Arthropoda; Insecta; Lepidoptera; Papilionidae
Source: the annotation of a GenBank genome assembly